AUGAAUCGACCCGACCAUGGCUCUAGCUACGGCUCAGAGCGCCAACAGCCCGCCAGAAACCCGAAAGCCCCGCCUUCGGAUCCCGAUGCGGCCUCCAGCCUUACCCCGGACGGCGUCGUGCAAGCGGGGUUGAGGAGUCUGGAUCAUUACAGACGAGCCCUCCCGAAAUGGCGGUACAAUCUUCGCCAGAGGAUGCUUCCUCUUCUCCGGCGGGAAACUCCUUACCUUGCCUACCUCCAAUCCAAGAUGCGCACGCCAGCUCUGGACAGUUACUUCGCUAUUACCGCCAACCUAGGCACACAUACCUUCUUCAUGAUCGGUCUCCCAAUCCUCUUCUGGUGCGGCUGGUUUUCAUUUGCUAAAGGGCUCGUCCACAUCCUCGCCAUGGGCGUGUUCUUCACCGGCUUCAUCAAGGACAUGUGCUCGCUCCCGCGACCGCUCUCGCCGCCCCUCCAGCGAAUCACCAUGUCCGGCUCCGCGGCGCUCGAAUACGGCUUCCCGUCCACACACUCGGCCAACGCCGUGUCGGUCGCCGUAUACGCGGUGCUGCUACUGCGCAGCGAGUCCAACGCCUUCUCGCCGGCGAUGACGCUGGCCCUUGAGGCGCUGGCCUACUUCUACGCCGUCUCCAUCGUCUUCGGCCGCCUGUACUGCGGCAUGCACGGCUUCCUCGACGUGCUGGUGGGGUCCGUGGUCGGGGCGACCAUCUCGCUCGUCGAGUUCCACCACGGCCCGCCCGUCGCUACCUGGAUGCGCGAGAGCUCCUACCUCGCCCCGCUGGCCGUCGCGGUGGCCAUCAUCGCGCUCGUGCGCGUCCACCCGGAGCCGGCCGACGACUGCCCGUGCUUCGACGACAGCGUCGCCUUCGCGGGCGUCAUGAUCGGCGUCGAGGUCGGCACGCGGCGCCUGGGCCGGAGCCCGCUCGGGGCGCUCUACGUCGGGCCCGACGCCACCUUCGACCUGGCGGCGCUGGGAUGGCCGGCGGCGGCGGCGCGCACCGUGCUGGGCGUGCUGGUCAUCUUCGCGUGGCGCGAGGCCAUGAAGCCGGCGCUGCUCAAGUCGCUUCCGCGCCUGUUCCGCGUCAUCGAGACGCACGGCCUCAGCCUGCCGCGGCGCUUCUUCGUGCCCGCCAGCGAGUACAAGGACGUGCCGCUGCGGCUGAGGGAUGACAACGUGCUGCCCAACGUCAGCGACUUUCCCAAGAUGGUCAGGAGCAUAAGGGGCCCCGGCAGGGGCAGGUCGGUCAGCAUCGGGCCGCAGAGCGCGGCAGACGCGUACGAGACGCUUGCAUAUCGGGACCGGAGGAGGAGGGAGAGCAUCGGAAGCGAUGCGGGGAGUGUGCGGAGCAAGGGGAGCCUGACGGGCCUGAGGGAAAUAGCCAGCGGGGGGCCCGAAGAUGCGACCGGAGCGGGGGACCACACGGGGAGGUGCUCGCAGGCCUCGGGCGUGCAGAGUGGAAGGUUGGCAGAGUACGAACAGAUGAUGGGCCGUGGUGCCGUGGUUGCCAGCCCCAGCCCGGAGAGAGACGGGGACUCGGAAGGGCCGGCGGAGUCAAACGUAUAUGUUGGACAGCAGCGGGACGAACUGGAAGAGAACGAGGUCUUUUCGCAGCUCGUCAAGCCGCGUGUGCGGUAUGACGUCGAGGUGGUGACCAAGUUGGUCGUCUAUACUGGCAUCGCAUGGCUGGCGGUCGACAUCAUCCUCGUGAUAUUCGAGGUCGUGGGCCUGGGAGCGGGGCAUCUAGGCGAACGAUGA
Messenger RNA from Phialemonium atrogriseum, 1755 nucleotides. RefSeq lists its product as uncharacterized. The coding region runs from base 1 to 1755 and encodes 584 amino acids. Gene Ontology annotation, cellular component: endoplasmic reticulum membrane. Gene Ontology annotation, molecular function: sphingosine-1-phosphate phosphatase activity. The record is from RefSeq and is a predicted model, not a curated record. The transcript has 4 exons. NCBI's taxonomy places the organism in Eukaryota, Fungi, Ascomycota, Sordariomycetes, Cephalothecales, Cephalothecaceae.